AUGCUCAAAGCCAAUAAUACCUACAGAUGUGCCCCUGGCCUAGCGUGGUCCACCCAUGGCUCCUCAGCAGUGUCCCUCAUUUGGCCUCAGUUGCCCACAGGCUGCAGUCCCCUCACAGGCAUCCUUCCUCCAGCAUCAAGUACCUCCUCCCAAGUGCGCAUCUCCAGCUUUGUUCCUGAAAUCUUCUGUGUGUCUCCUCCAAUUCAUUUCCUCCAUUUUCUCCUGCCCUUUGUGGCUGCCACUCUUUCUUAAAUAGGUUUCAGCAGUGGUGCCACAUACACACACUAUGAAUGGCUGUAAUCUUGUGUGAAGAGCUGUUUUCACUCAUUUCUGAGCUGUAUGGAUACAGCUGCUAGGACAGAGGGCAGUUCUUGGCCAGCCAGCAGUCCCACUACCUAAACCCUGGCUGUUCUGACCACUACAGUCUCAAAGUUUCCACUGCCAGCUCCCUACAGCACACAGCUUCCAGCUUUCCUUCUGCCAGGCCUGGCACAAAGGAAUCCUGUGUUGCUCCUUCGGCUCAUGAUGCAAAUAUGCUCUCCCCACCAAUUUCUUCAUCACUAUGAGUCAAGCUGCUCUGGGUAGGAAGAGAACCUUAACAGCCAUUUAAGAGUGCAAGCCCUCUUCUCUUCUGUGCCACCUGGUGUAUCCAUCUCACUGAGAAGUUCAGGUCAUGUCUCUUCCUCCCCGGUACCGCAAGGAGCUCUUGGGAUAGGUGAGAAGAAAGCAGCCAGCUGUGGAGCAUGGGUGGUGGAAGCAGAAGCCCCACUCCACCUGGCUACUUAGUACUCAUGGACAUGUCAGGACGACCAGCCUGAUCACGUUGGGGUGGUUCUAAGUCCCAGAAAGUGUGGGCACAGAGUGGAUGAAGGAGACAGGGGCCAGUUAAGAGCGAUGUGACCUCACCACAGUCCCAUUAUGUAGGGCCUCAUAUUUGACAAAAAGAGCUGCCUAACCCUAAUCCUCCUUUUCAGAUGGGACUGGGCCAUGGUGAGCAGAGGCUGUGGUCAGUCUGUACAGGUUUCUCUCCACAGCGCUCUCCUCACGCUUUUCCCGCCCUCGUGUGAGCCCUGUCAGCACGCUGCAGCCCUUCAGAUUCUCUCCCUCGUCCUACUGUGAACAGAUCGCUGUGGGGCUGACAUCAUACUCUCACAACCAGAGGAAUUGUACAGCAAGAAACCUGUGCUGUGCCAGCCUUCUUCUCUGGAUAUUUUCACUGAGGAGGUGCAAGAGUAUUUGAAAGAUGUUGUUUGGAAAAAGACACUGGCCUGUUCCUUUUUUUGUCAAGAUUUUAAAUAUGCUUCUGAUAUUGGAUGUUUGGCUCCAGAUAAGUGCUAUAACUGCUUCCAAAGAGGUCGAAUAUUUAUGACACAAAAGGACACUGUGAAUUCUGUGUGCUAACACUGGUAUGUGCUGAUGGCUAUACUUCUCCUGACCCCAGCACACUGUAAUUAAACAGGCAAAGCUGACAUUCAUACAUACUGAUGAAGUGUUGGAUGCAUGAUUGGACAUAAGAGGAGAUGUAGGAAGCAAGUCUGUACCAAGAUUCCAACCUGAGUGCAUUUGGAAAGCAGUAUCAACUUCCCGUGAACAUUCUUUCUUAUCUGUGGAUCUCUAGCAAAAGAUAACAAAACAAACAGGGAAGCAGGUUCCCCCAGGUGGCAAACGAGAAUUCCCCAUUAAUAGCUUUACUUGUCUCGUCCUAAAAAGAUGCCUGAGUCUCAGGGCUAAAACUUGUUCCAGAGCAUCCUGUUGUGAAGUGGGUCAUUCUUCACAUCACUGAAGAGGAGAAAGGGAAAGCCUCUCUGAAACUGUCUAAGGGCUGGUGUUCUGCUUACCAAAAAAAAUCCCCUCCUGCUACUACAGUGUCACUUCCUUCCCAUUGCUAACCUUGCUUUGGCUGCAGAGAGGAACUGAAGGCCUAGACACUUCUCUUGCUUCCCUCAGUGAUGUACUGACCCUCUGGCAGUGGUGAGAUAGAGAUCUUCUCUGGGACAGAGCGUGGGCAACAAUUCUAAUGUGCAGGGUAACCCGGCAGAGAUCAUGCACUACUUUUCAGAGGCGGUGGGAGUGACUGGGUAACACCUGAGAAAGGCUUUCAAGAACACCAAAAAGAAGCUGAUGCUGGUUGGCAUUAAUGUUAAAGGCACUGGAGUUGCAUAUGUUGUAUUAAAUUUUAAGUAAGAGUCUUCACAAACUGAGUAAAAAGAAGUAGUUAUCAUCUAUCCUGAACAGCUGCCACCACCAUUUCUUUGUGAGAGAGAGGAGUUGGUUGGUGUUUGUAAAAACAUUCACAGGACCCAUAGUCCUCAUGGCUGUGAUAGCAGCGUGAGGCACUUUUUUCUAUUACAUCUAAAAGUUACGCAUUCUAUUUCUACGCAAAAUCUCUUGCAAAGCUAAGGGCUGAGAAUAAAGGGCAGGAGGUCUUCUUCUAGCACAUUGGCUGUUAAGCUGAAAACCACUGUCCACUCUCUAACCGGCCGGCCGGCUCACUCUGGGAGCCCUACAGGAAGAACUGCUGCUAGGACAACAGUGUCAUCUGCUGGGGACAUGAGUGACCUUGUGGAAGAAAACAAGAAAAACAGUGCUGCCCAGGAAACACCUGCAGAAGAAUCUGUCUGUUCUGCUGAAGACUCAAUGACACCACAACAACUGCAAAAAGUUCACAAGGAACUAAAACACUUAGUUUUUCAAAAUCCAGGACCUCAGGUAGCUAACUUCAAUCCUGAAACUAGAGAGCAGAGAAAAAAAGCACGCAUGUCACAGAUGAACCAAGACUAUUUUAAGAAGCCCAAAAUUCUGAAGAAGUAUGACAGUCAUGGCCAGCUGCUUGGGAGUAAUAUUGAUUUGUGUGACUGCCUGGACAAGAACUGCCUGGGUUGUUUCUAUCCUUGCCCCAAAUGCAACUCAAAUAAGUGCGGGCCAGAAUGUCGCUGCAAUAGGAAGUGGGUUUAUGAUACAGUGGAGACUGAAGAUGGGAAUGUGAUCAGUGCUUUCCCAUUUUCUACUGAUCUCUGAUUUUGUUCUGAUAGCUUUGUACCGAGCAGAGUUCUUCUUUCUUCAUGUUUUAUUGUAGUGAAUCUUUGUUUUAUCAAUUGUGAAACGUCUGUUGAUGUUUCUUGUUCUUUACUGAUGCCUACUCAGCACACUUUAACCUUUCAUAUUAAGUAAAACUAUACUGUGGCACUCAGCUCUGACCCAGGCACAUUUUGCAGUGGUGAUGUCAGUGCACAGGAGGUUUCCUGAACCAGGGUAGACCCACGUGAGUGCAAAGACUCAACAGGUGCCAGAAGGUCUCAGAGAGCAGCUGAGGAGCCAGAGGCAGUUCAUAACACACAUGUACAGAGGCUGCCCCAGGGAGCACUGCCACAAGGAUGAGCAGUCAGGGCCUGGCGUGGCAGUAGGCAGGAGGGUGCACAGGGAGAAUGAUGUAAUGGCCACCUCCAGCAGCACUUGUCACCCACUCAAAAGGCAUUCUAGUCAUAGCAUCUGCCUGCAGAAAGCCACGGCCUCUGUGUCACUUGAGUCCUCUCUGGCCACAGGAACCAACACAGCUUCUCAGAUGGAGCUCCCCAGGGAAUAUGGGAUCAUGAAGUCCUCACGCUGCAGGGUAUGCCAGAGCUUUGUGUCUGUGUCAGAUGGCAGCAGUGAGUGCACCCAUGGAAGCUGUGCACAGGUAGAACUGCUCAGCCUGGGGACAGAGCUUUGUAAGGAGGUGGGUAGUAUGAGGAGCAUUAGAGAUGGACUGGUGGAAUCAUGCUCUACCAUCCCUGAGAUAGGUGAGUCAGCUACCUGCAGUGCAGGAAACAAAGGAUCCCUCACUUUUGCCACUUGGCAAAAGGAGGGGACUGAAGAGACAGAAGGAAAUGGAAGCAGAUUUCUGCUAAGGGCAAAGAACAAAUCCCCUCCCUGCCUACCUCAUCUGCCCAAGUGCCUGUAGAAGGGUUGAUGUCAUAGGUGACUUCCCUCUGUGGGGAACUGAGGGCCUGACCUGCCAGCCAAACCUCACUCAUAAGGAAGUCCGCUGCCUCCCUGUGGCCCAGCCUAGCUAAGAUAUCAUCUGUUAGUCUCUUGCCUAAAAAUUGAUUAAAUUUAUCCUCCUGUUUAUUUCUCUUGCCUAGUUUUUUGCCUAAAAUUUUUGUGAAAGUAAAGACGUUUUUCUCUCUACUGACUUCCCACGUGGCUGGGGGGCAUGAUAUUAUUGAGAUACUUUUGAUUCCGAAGACUCCACUGAGCAUGUUCUGCUAGGUAUAAACUUGAACACUCAAAUAGAGAUAGCUAUGUGCAAAAUCUUGGUUGGCUUCAUUUCACUCUACCAGACUUUAAGCAGAUCAGUUAGAAACUGAAGACAAGCACUACUCAACAAUUUGCGUAUAGUUUUAGAUAUAAGUAGUUUUCAUGGCUCUGUGGAAAAAAAAAACAAUGCAAAAACAACUCCCCUAAGAACAACAGCUCUCCUUACAUACUGCAUGGGAUAUUUACAGUUGUUUCCAAAACACUGUUCAGGGUAAAGAAAAUGCUAAUGAAAUUAUUGUUAUAUAGCUCAAACUGGCCACAAAAAAGCCAAGCCAUUAAAUGCUAAGACUCUUAGGAUGUGACAGUGUGCUGAAAUGAAAGAAUGCCUAGGGCUUUAUCAAAUGAGUCAGGAGAUGGGAGUUUCAAAUAAGAAGGCAGACUAAAACUGUAUCUGAAAUCAAGUGACAAAAUCACCACAACAUACUGGGACAGCUGUAUGUUCAGGCUGCGCAGCUCAUCACCUAGACUACUAGUCCUAGGUGUACCUCUGAUUCUGCACCAAGAAAAUGGAAAAACAAUGUUGACUUUUCUUUCACCCACUGUUUGCAAAUCCCUCCUGUAACACAGAACAAUAAAAACCAACAUUUGUUCGUACAAAUCCUUUCAUUUAAGGACUCCAUAAGUAUUAACCUACAAUUAUAUAUGCAUACUAACAUCUCCAAAAUGGACUCUAGGAAUACAACAGAUUUUAAUCCCUUUAAGACAACAGGCAGGAAAUGGAGAUUGUUUUUCCCUAAAGUAAGGUCCCAAAUAUUGCAAUGAAGCUCUACAAGAUUCUUGUCCACCUGAAGACCUGACAUUACAUAACUGCAGUAAAGUGAGUGGUGAUGACCUAUAAUGCUUUAAAGUGACAGACAGUCUGCCCUCAGAGAAGUCAGAUCUGUGGAUGCAGGAAGCCUAGAUAUUUCAGUCACAAAUUCAGACCACCAGUCUCUUCCUCUUGCCUUAAAGUGAACUUCUGCAUGUUGGCAAGGUGCCAUUCAAUCCUAUUGAAUCAGUUAGAGAAAAAUGAGUCUGUACAGGAACUGAACUUAUUCUAGUACAUGCCAGCAUUUGUUGAGAUAGGAACUCCACAAUUUGCCAGCCUCUGAACUAUGCAAACACAGAAAGCAAUUAAAAACAAAAAACAAAAACAAAUCAGCUUUGAACUCUUCUCCAGAUAUUUUUAUCCUUUUAAUAACUCCCAUAAGAGCACAAGAGAACUCUAUGUGCAUCACAAGGAGAGCAGCAUACAGAUUUGAUUGACUUCAGUGGGAAAAGUGGAAGAGCUUGCUGAAGAAAUACACUAAUAUUUCUUCAAUAAAUAUUUAUAUCUGAGAUAAAUAUUUAUACCAAAAUCAUUACAGUUCCUACAGCUCUAGGUUUCUUAGUUACUAACAGUAAUGUUCAUUGUGUCAUCUCCUUCGAUACAUUAUUCAUAAUCUUAAAACACUUUAAAAUAAAAUACACAUGCUUCAGUGGAUUAUUUUGUUUGGUCUCACUUGACUUGGGAAACGCAUAUUACACGUAAGCCUGAGCUAACAGCAACCCUCACAAAUAUUUGCUAGAAUAAAAUAGUUGGAUUUAAUUAACCUUAACUUACAACCUCAGCACAAAUCGUGCUGCUCUGCUCACAAAGAAGAGAAACCGCUUCUGACAGGUUCUUGGUGACACCAGGCACAGUAUUUGCAGGUAGGCCAACAGUUAUACACAGAACUACAAGUGGAGCUCACCCAGCUGGUGAAGGGGCUCUCUGGCUGUAUAACUCUCCUUCUCAGGAAGCAGCCUAGGCACAAGAGGUGCCCUCCCUUCAGCGGCUGGCCCUUACCUGAGCCCAGGGGCUCCACUCUUGCUCCACCCCUUCUGCUCCCUGGGGAUCUCAGGUGCAAACAAUU
Numida meleagris (helmeted guineafowl) is the source of this 6170-nucleotide messenger RNA. It is a transcript of the gene ARL14EPL, whose product is annotated as ADP ribosylation factor like GTPase 14 effector protein like. The record is from RefSeq and is a predicted model, not a curated record. The coding region runs from base 2551 to 3018 and encodes 155 amino acids. NCBI's taxonomy places the organism in Eukaryota, Metazoa, Chordata, Aves, Galliformes, Numididae. The transcript has 7 exons. Gene Ontology annotation, cellular component: intracellular membrane-bounded organelle.